Messenger RNA from Microtus ochrogaster (prairie vole), 279 nucleotides. Its product is annotated as C-C motif chemokine 4-like. Lineage: Eukaryota; Metazoa; Chordata; Mammalia; Rodentia; Cricetidae. Gene Ontology annotation, molecular function: CCR chemokine receptor binding; chemokine activity. The record is from RefSeq and is a predicted model, not a curated record. Gene Ontology annotation, cellular component: extracellular region. Gene Ontology annotation, biological process: positive regulation of cell migration; inflammatory response; chemokine-mediated signaling pathway.
AUGAAGCUCUGCGCAUAUACCCUCUCUCUCCUCCUGUUUGCAGCGGCCUUCUGCGCUCCAGCGCUCUCAGCACCAAUGGGCUCUGACCCUCCCACUUCCUGCUGCUUUUCUUACACCUCUUCGCAGCUCCCUCGCAAAUUUGUGACAGACUACUAUGAGACCAGCAGCCUCUGCUCCAAGCCAGCUGUGGUAUUCCUGACCAGAAGGGGCAAACAAGUCUGUGCUGACCCCAGCCUGCCCUGGGUCAACGAGUACGUGAAUGACUUGGAGAUGAACUGA